Messenger RNA from Myzus persicae (green peach aphid), 1237 nucleotides. RefSeq lists its product as uncharacterized. Gene Ontology annotation, biological process: Wnt signaling pathway. Lineage: Eukaryota; Metazoa; Arthropoda; Insecta; Hemiptera; Aphididae. The transcript is spliced from 4 exons. The record is from RefSeq and is a predicted model, not a curated record. Bases 151 to 738 code for a protein of 195 amino acids.
AGAAUAAAUUAUUAUUGUCUGAUAAUCUGAUAACGUUUGAAUUAUGGAGAACCGAACUAUCUUUAAACAGUGGAAAACCAAGAACGCUGCUUGAAGCGCGACGUGAGGAAUGCUAAUUCGAACGAAGAACGAAACAUAGACGUCAGCGCCAUGUCGGAUGAUUCGUCGUCGGAAGAUGAGAUCACAAAGCGGAUACUUAAAGACUCAAUUGACACUGAUCUACUAACUAACGAUUUAUAUAGCAGCAACCCCAGCAAGAAGUCCUUAGACAAAAUUAAAAGUAUCAACACAGUACAAAUUAAACCAUCUCUUAGACAUAUUAUCGAAGACGAUGGACAUAAUCACAAUUUUAUCAAGGUGACUCCAGAAUUUCAAGAAUUUGUUGCUAAAAGCUUAUUCAAACAUUUAGAAAGUGAAAUAAUUGAAAAAAAGAAAAAACAUAAAAAACUCAAAAUAGACAAUACUGAUGAAUCAAGAGGUAUUCAUUUAUUCAAUGGAUCAGCUAAAUUACUCAACUCUUCAUUAGAUGAACCCACAACUGAGAUAAAGAGAAAACGUCAUCUUAAAAAUACCAGUGAUGAAGUCAUACUACAGCGUGCUUCUGAAACGGCUGUGUCACCUGAAUGGAUAUUAAACAGAGAUGCUGUUCAAGGUUGGGCAAAAGUGACCAAAGGAAAAAUCAUGAAAGUUAAAAGUAACCGUGAAGGUUCAUUUGAUAUAAUCGAUGAUGAAGUAUAGAAGUGCAUUUCAUAGCUCCUAAAAUUAUAUGAUAGAAAUAUGAAGAUUUUUUACAAGACAUUGGUGUAUUAUUGUCAACUAUUGCACUGCCUACUAAUAAAGUGUCACUGCCUUCUCUUUAGAGGAUCCUUUAUAAUAUGUAUAAACAUGUUCUGCUGUGCUAAAAUAGUAUAAGACAUAACUGUACAACAGUUUUGGUUAAUUUAUAGUUUGUUGUAUAUUUAAGUCAAAUAUGAAUAUCACUCAAAUGUAAUGUUUUUAUUAAAAUUUACUUAACUCUAAAGUAUUGUCUCUUUUGUCAUUGAUUUCUUCAUAUAUUUAGCUAAAAAAAUGUUGAAAUAACUAUUUAAUUGUUAUCAACAAAUCAUUUCAAAGCGAGCUUAAUCAAAGAUGUGUUAUUCUGUAAGUGAUGUCCAUAUUCACAUGACUUCAGUAAAUUGUAAAUUUGUAAGUAGAAGUUUAGAAUUUCUAUACAAUAAAAGUAUUAAUAACAUACGCA